AGGUACUAUACAAGAUUGCUUACCUGUAAAUUACAAUUAAUGUACCUAAAUUUAAAGCUUGAAUAGUUACUUUUGAAUUACGGAUGUAGUCAUGUUCUUAUGGGUGAAUAACUUUAUUUUGCAAGUAAGAGAUUCCUGAUUCAGCAUUACGCUUGCAUUUUUAUUAUAUUAUUAGCGGAUUUAAGUUAGAGUUAGCUGAACUUUAUUCGGUAAAACAUCGCAUACUUAUUGUAACUUAAUUGAACCUAAUGUGCAUUUCAUAUUUUGUGAUGGCUGAUGAACUAACCGAAAAUUUGUUAAGACAGUGGGGAUUCUCACACAAAAUUGAAGAUUUUAAAGAUCAAAGUAUUGAUUACGCAACGCUACAAAUUCUAACGGAGGCCGAAUUAACGCAAUUGCUUCCUGUGCUCGGUGAAAGAGCAAGAUUUAGGCAACUGUGGGCUCCGGAAAGAUGACAUGGAAAAAGUCGGAAAUACAGAAAAUUUUUCGUUUCUUACUGAACUGAUGAAUGUGGAUCUUCCCGCCAGCACAUCUUCCUCCCCAGUACCGCUUCUUCUUACUGACCAAGCUGGGAGCUCUACUUUUACAGCAGUAGAUGUUUUACCUCCAUCUAUUCUAAAGGAAACCACCAAUUUUAAUGAAUUCGAAAACCAAACAUGCUACCAAAUAUUGACAAAGUCAACGUUGGGGAAGGAAAGGCCCAGGACGGAUUUAUUGAUAAAGCAGACAGAAAAAGGGUGGCUAAUUUAAUUAUUAGUUCUAUAUUGGAAGCAGAACCUACCAAAUCUUUACCAAGCCAUUGCCACCUCAAAUUUUCUCUAGAAUUGCAUCAAAUAUUUAAGAAAGUUGACCCUUCUGCAUUUUUUACAACAUACGCAAAAGUGGAUAAAUUCAAUCGGAAAAGGAAUCUUGGAGGGCCCCUAUAUGUGGCGUAUCUUAAGAAAAGAGCGGAACUUAGAGGAGCAAAUGUCCUUCCUAAAUCUUCACGAUCUAGUAGUCGAGAUUCCCGUAGUUCUACGCAAAGCGUAGUAGAUGAAGAUUAUAUACCAGUCGAAAACCAAGAAGUUCAAGACAAACUGAACUUUUUGAAAAACACCAUUCAACCUUGGUCGGUGGUAUUAAGUAAUUGGAAAGCUGCUGUUAAUGCUAGGAAACGCGAACUAGAAAGAAACCUAACUAUAUUUCAAUAUUUUGAUACCUACCCAGCAUUAAAGACAUCCGAAGGUUAUAGACUGUUGUUAGAAGAUUUUACAAUCUUCCACGAAGGUAAAGAGGACAAGUUUUUUUCUUCCUUCAUACAAGCGCAAGAUAAAAUAAUAGAAAUAUCUGAAAAGAAAUGCAAUAAAGUAGUGGACAAGGAAGUGAAAUCUAUAAUUGAACAGCUGGUAGCGCUUAGGAAAGGAGCAGAUUUAGAAGCCAAAACAAACGCAGCAAUUUUAUUGCUACCGUUUCUCGUACCACUACCUUCAUCUAGGAAAAAGGGUGCAAAGUUUUGGCGUCCUUCCACAAUUGAAGUGCGGGAUUCCUUCAUUACACUGGUACCUUCUGACACCGAUAUACCAACCGCUGUGAAGGAGAAAAAGGAGAAGUUGUCCCAGUUGGAUUUUCGGCAUCAUUGCCUGUCACAAACUUCGAAAGUUGAUCAAGAUCGUUUUCUACUGAAAUACAUGGGUAGGUAUUCCCGUACCUCGAAAACGAAAGCAGUGUGAUGACCAUAUGCCACAAUCAAUAGUAGUGAAGUAUAAACUACGAAAGCACAGUGGUGAAAUAGUACAAAUACAGUAAGAAUUUUCUACAUGGUUAAUAAAAAAAAGUAGGUACCAAAUACAUUUAAGCUGCAACAUCUAAUCGUUUAGCUAUUUUGGCUAGAUACUUUAUGCUUACUGGUGAGAUGCCUCAAGAACGGCGAGGGAGAGAUCGGUGUUAGGGAGCGAACUCAUAAUUCGACACGGUAGAAUUAGAAAUGAGUGCCAUGAUUAACGAGCGGUAAUUUCCGCCCAUUUUGGGAAAAGGACUCCCUAACCACCUUACUUUAUGUAUUCAUGUUUUCUAGGCUUAAGUUUAGUUCAGUAAGCGCAGUUGUAAAUACAGUCCACUUAG
Messenger RNA from Photinus pyralis (common eastern firefly), 2100 nucleotides. RefSeq lists its product as uncharacterized. The record is from RefSeq and is a predicted model, not a curated record. The transcript is spliced from 7 exons. Bases 657 to 1709 code for a protein of 350 amino acids. Lineage: Eukaryota; Metazoa; Arthropoda; Insecta; Coleoptera; Lampyridae.